AUGGCCUGCGCUUUUGCUGAUCUGGUCUUUGAAAUCGAGAGCCUUGAAAUGCUGGUGGAGCAGGAACUGCCGGAGCCCAAGGAGGUGAAGCCUUAUGAGCUGCUGGUCGAGGGGCAGGAACCAACCAACUCCUCGCGGGGUUCACUGGCAAGGCCACUGCGAACUACCCCAACGGUGAGGUCUACUAGGGCCAGUUUGAAAAACGGCCAGAGGAACGGCCGUGGCAAGUACACCUACGCCAACACCGACCGCUAUGAGGGCGAGUUCCGCCAUGACAAGAAGCACGGAAUCGGCCGGAUCUGGUACGCGGACAAGAGCGAGUACUACGGUGACUGGGCCGAGGGUCAGAAGGAAGGUGAGGGACUAUACACCUACCCUAACAAGGAUGUCUACUCAGGGCAAUGGCACCGGGGCCUCAAGCACGGACAAGGCACCUACGUGUUCAACGACAGCAUGCGUUUGAAGGGCCGUUGGCACGAGGGCAAACUGGUCGAGGGCCAGUGGCUGUUCCCGAACGGCACUUACUUCGAAGGCAAGUUCGAGCACAACAAGCCUGUGGGGACUGGAGAGUGGGUAUUCGCGAACGGUAACCGCGUGAAGGGCAGUUACGACCAGAUGAUCGUGCCCCUGGAGGACGGACAGGCCUCCCCCCAGCCCAACAUCCGUCUGGACUGGACCCAGGCCCAGGCAUGA
Hippocampus zosterae (dwarf seahorse) is the source of this 693-nucleotide messenger RNA. Its product is annotated as radial spoke head 1 homolog. Lineage: Eukaryota; Metazoa; Chordata; Actinopteri; Syngnathiformes; Syngnathidae. The record is from RefSeq and is a predicted model, not a curated record.